GACUGGGCCGGAAGGCCAGGCCGAGGCCGCAAGGCGAAGACUCGAACGGACGCCUGAGCUAGAACGUCUCGGUCCCCACCCCGCCCGGCUCCGAGGUCCGGACGGUAGGCGGUGUGGACUGCGCAGGCGCCGUGGGGGCCGCAAGAUGGCGUCCAGGGCCAAGAGGCGAGCGCUGGCGAGCGUGGAGCGGGGACCCCAAGUCCACGGCGAGGACUCCGAGCAGGAUGAGGUGGAGGGCGAGGGCGAGGACGAGGACGAGCAGGACAGUGACGACGACGAGGAGGACGAGCUCGUGGACCAGGAAGUGAACGUUGACUUUGAAGCUUAUUCCAUCUCAGAUAACGACCAUGAUGGCAUUAAGAAACUGCUGCAGCAGCUUUUCCUGAAGGCUCCUGUGAACACUGCAGAACUCACAGAUCUCCUGAUUCAGCAGAAUCACGUUGGGAGUGUGAUUAAGCAAACAGACAUUUCCGAAGACAGCGGUGAUGAAGCGGAUGAGGAUGAGAUCUUUGGCUUCAUAAGCCUUUUAAAUUUAACCGAAAGAAAGGGUACUCCGUGUGCUGAACAAAUCAAAGAGUUGGUUCUGAGCUUCUGUGAGAAGAACUGUGCAAAGAGCAUGGUUGAACAGCUGGACCAACUUUUGAAUGAUACUGCCAAACCUGUGGGCUUUCUGCUCAGUGAAAGAUUCAUUAACGUCCCUCCGCAGAUUGCUCUGCCUAUGCACCAGCAGCUUCAGAAAGAACUAGCAGAGGCUCACAGGACGAAUAAGCCAUGUGGGAAGUGCUACUUCUACCUGAUGAUUAGUAAGACAUUUGUGGAAGCCGGAAAACCCAGUUCCCAAAAGAGGCAGAGCAGCCAAAAGCAGGAGGUGUUAAUGUUCGCAAAUGCAGAGGAAGAAUUUUUCUAUGAGAAGGCAGUCCUGAAGUUCAGCUACUCGGUGCAGGAGGAGAGCGACACUCGUUUGGGAGGCAGGUGGUCUUUCGAUGACGUGCCCAUGAAGCCCUUGCGAACUGUGAUGCUAAUUCCAGGUGACGAGAUGAAUGAGAUCAUGGAGAAACUGAAAGACCAUCUGUCUGUCUAGUUCAUUUCCCCUGGACAGUGAUGGGCUUGUUUAUGUACAUUUACCAGAAAACCCAGUGGAGAUUUACUGAGAAACUCACGACUUUAUUCAGAUUAAAGUCCUCUACAAAAAGUAGGGUUCUGUUCCAUGUGUCUGUGACACAUUUACAAAAUACUUUUCUUUUUAAAAUUUUGGUCAAAUAAUGAAGAGUUGAUUAAAAACUUCCAAUAAGAAAAACAUGUAGUAAUUUUUAGAACUUAAUAAAAACACCUAUUUUUGUCUUUU
Messenger RNA from Nannospalax galili (Upper Galilee mountains blind mole rat), 1345 nucleotides. RefSeq names its product BRCA2 and CDKN1A interacting protein (gene Bccip). Bases 146 to 1081 code for a protein of 311 amino acids. The transcript has 7 exons. Lineage: Eukaryota; Metazoa; Chordata; Mammalia; Rodentia; Spalacidae. The record is from RefSeq and is a predicted model, not a curated record. Gene Ontology annotation, cellular component: nucleus.